CCUUCCUCCCGGGCUCCGCGCGGCAGGUGGGUUCGCUUUGAGUGUGACACGGCCCGGCCCGGCCCGGCGACAUGGCGGCCCCCGGCAGGUGCUGCCUGCGGAGACUUCUGGCUCAGUUUCCCAGGAUUGAUCAACGUACCUCAGUAGUUCCCUGCCUUGGAAACAUACAGCGAUCCAUUAGACCCUAUGCUGCUGCAAAAACUGCAAAAAAAGGUUCAAAGGAUGCCAAGCAGAAAACUUCGGAAGCAGAGCCAGCAAAAAAAAAAAACACUUACAGACGAAAGUUAGCAAGCAAGCCAGUGGAUGAUGUGUAUUUAACAUGGUUGUAUGAAAGGCCAGUCUAUGAUGCAGAGGUGGCUGUGGACAUGCUGAAGAAGUUUCAGCAGUUGGACUUCACUUACCCAAAACAACAUGUAUAUGCUAACCUCACCCUGGAUAUGAUGCUAGAGAAGAAGAAAAAAGUGGAUCAGUUUGUCAGCACCAUUCUUCUGCCAUAUCCUUUUGCUAACGAAAUCAAUAAAGUUUUGGUCUUCACAGAGAAUGCAGAAGAAAUUAAAAUAGCAAAAGAAAAUGGAGCUGCUUUUGUGGGAGGGACUGAAUUAAUCCAAAAGAUUUUGGAUGAUGAAAUCAAUGCAGAUUUUUACAUAGCCGUUCCUGAACUAAUAGCGAAGUUGCUACCUUUAAAAAACAAACUAAGAAAAAAGUUUCCAAAGACUAACAGAAAUUCUCUGGGCCGUGACAUUCCAAAAAUGCUGGAACUCUUCAAAGCGGGCCAUGAGUAUGUGGUAGAAGAGGAGAACCGUAUCGAGACAAGAAUAGCAACGCUGGAUAUGCCUAAUGAGCAGAUAGUUGCCAAUCUGGAUGCAAUUAUUAAGGAUGUCUGUACAUACAAGCCAUUGAGCUAUGGCCCAUUUGUGCAGCGCUUGAUUAUUCGAAGUUCAACCAGUGAAGGUUUACAACUAAAUCUAAAGCGUUUUCUUCCUCAAGUAGAGGAAGUGGACAAAGAAGAUGUUAAAGAAGCAGAAGCUCCAAGAUAGCCUGCCAGUGUAUUAUACUGCAAAUUCUCCUAGCAUUUUCUAUUCAAGAAUCCCCAGGAGUAUUUAAAAAUGUGUUUUCCUAUUAAUUUGUUUGUUUACUCUCAGAAAUUGGUGGUGUAGCCCUGAUCUCAUCUUCUUUAGAAAGUUAAUAAAUGUCAUGUUUGAGAUUUCAUUUUUAAUUCCUGCAGUAUCAAAGGUACCUUUAGACUUUGAGCCACUUUGUUUCCUCCAUGUGCAGGUGAAAGCUUUCAUCAAGUUCAGUUUGUUACACAUCAUAUUGUAAUUUAACCAAAACUUACUUUAUUAUAAAUUCCCAUCAUUACUAUAUAACCUUCCAGGGCAAUAGUCUCAUAAUUGUGCAUGCUUAAUUCUUCAUUAGUACUAUUGGGAAUGAUGGGCCCAGUCCUGCAAGGUGCUGAGUAUGCUCUAUUCCAGUUGAAACCAAUGGGAAAAGAGUACUUGGCACUUUGCAGGAUUGGGUCCUGUGUAAGCUUUAAUGCACGGUAGUUGAAUUAGUUCAUUUUGUUGGAGGUGGAUGUAGGUUUACUAGGCAGAAAUGGGUCACAUUCCACUUUCUGUAACACCAGUAUAAAAAUGGAAUAACUCCACUGCAGGCAGGUGGUGUUACUCCUGAAAUUUGCUGGAAAUAUCAUUCUGCUCUGCACACGGGGGGAGGGGAUUGCAAGGAGGUAUAUGCUUUUUUUUGCACUUCUGUGAUACAUGGGCCUUUGAAUGAAGGAUAGCCCCUGGGGUAAGAGGUACUUAUCUUUUGUUAAAAUGAAGACAUUCUGUUAAAGGAAGAGAGAGAGAGAGAGAUCACGUGGAUAUACAUAAAUAUCCUGUUUGUUCAGUUCUAAAACGGUUAACGACUGGAGCUUGGGUUCUAGGACUCUGCGAGGUGGCAGGAUACCAGAUCUGUAGCCGGAGCUGAACAUCUACACUGCAGUUAGACAGCCCCUUAGCCUGAGGCCUGUGAGCCUAAGUUAACUGGCAUGGGCCAGCCGCAGGUGUCUAAUUGCAGUGUAGACAUACCCUGAGAAGCCUUCCUCCCCCCCCCCACCUUGUCUUCCAUCUGACACUAUAGAAGAUACACACCCCACCCCACUCCCCGCAUGGGGGGCUGGGCACAGUGAGGCCAGUGGUGGAGUGCUGUUCCUGAGGUCAUCUGUUUGCUUGCAGAGAUUUCCUUGCAUAAGAAUGACAAUAGGUAGCGUUCUUACAUAGAUUUUCCAUGCAGACUCUGUAACAGCCCUGGGGUUGUAGGACACGUGUGAGUAGGGAAUGAGUAGUAUCUGGGAGCUGUAUUGCUAUGGGCAUAGUGAUGGGCCAGACCUGCAUAUGUGCACUGCAGUUUGUCAAAUUUACCUGACUACUUCAGGACAUCUGUGCAUCUGGCGGCCCAGAGCCCCCUGACAGAACAAUGUAAAGGAAACUCCGUGACUUUCCUGUCUCUUCUGCAUGCUUUACCUGCAUGACCCUUCAAUUCUUGGCCAACGAAAAUUAUUAGAGUUGGCUGAAAGAUGUUUAAUUGAGAGAUGGCUUUUUUAUGUGAAAAAUAUGUAAAAAGAAAUUGAUCUGCUAUAAGUAAAUGAAAAAUUGAUAGUUUUUGAUUGACUACAAAAACUCAAAAAUUGGGACUGGUUUCAAACCCCUUAAACUGCAAACAACUUUGGAAUUUUUUGCAGAAUUAGUGUUUAACUUUUUGACCAGCUGUAGGGUUAUGCAAUCAGUUGAAUCAAUAACACUGAAAGCUUUUGGCACCAACUAGCAGUUACUAUUAAUCAUUGUAAUUCAAAAACUGACCAUUAUGUUCACCUCAGAGUUGAUGUGAUUAAUAUGGUACAUGUGGGCUGUAAUUAAAUGUCUUUUUUUCUCCCCAACA
Molecule: messenger RNA, 2919 nt
Organism: Caretta caretta (loggerhead turtle)
Lineage: Eukaryota; Metazoa; Chordata; Testudines; Cheloniidae
Gene: MRPL1
Product: mitochondrial ribosomal protein L1
Source: RefSeq, a predicted model, not a curated record